GAGUACGAGCUACUCUAAUUUUUAUUGACACGUCCACUACUUCCGGUUUACUGUUGUACACGAAGACGAUGGAGUUCACCGGCAAAAUGUUUUCCCUGAUAGUUCUACUUGUUGUACCAUUCGUGGUGCUAGGGGACACUUGCCUAUCGCCAGAGAUCAAAGCUGACACCUACACAACAACAGAAGCUAUUGUCUCAACAGAAACCGUUUUCAUUGUACAGUUCUCACUCACCUGUAAAAAUAAACUCAGGGAUAUGAAUCUAUAUGCUGAUAUCAAUGGUAGAACUUUGCCAGUUACAAAAACUGAUAAGCCUGAAUUUUACCAGGUCAGCAUUAGUGAUGAACAUAAAAAGCUACCCUCUGGUAAAUAUGAGGUCCGUCUGUACGACGAGGAAGGAUAUUCACUAUUCAGGAAGGCCCAGAGAAGCGGGGAUUCCGUGGCAGCCAUUAAACCUGUUGCAUCCCUCACUGUUAACCAUCCGGGAGUUUGGAAAGGCCCUUUUGUACAGAGUGAAUUCGUGGCAGUCCUCAUCGCUAUCCUUGUUUGGUAUUUUGCCUACAGCACCAGAAGUCAACUCCAGUCAUCGAAUUAGGAACAAAUUCUUAGUUUUAUUAAAAUAAAUUCAUAUCGAAGAAAAGACUGUAAUUUUUUUUGUACUUUUAUUUGAAAACAGCUGUCCACCUUCCAUCGCGAACAUUUUCUAAUAAAAACCAUUCCAUACAAA
Molecule: messenger RNA, 725 nt
Organism: Ostrea edulis (European flat oyster)
Lineage: Eukaryota; Metazoa; Mollusca; Bivalvia; Ostreida; Ostreidae
Product: translocon-associated protein subunit delta-like
Exons: 5
Coding region: 69-593 (174 amino acids)
Cellular component (GO): membrane; endoplasmic reticulum; endomembrane system
Source: RefSeq, a predicted model, not a curated record